This is a messenger RNA of Schistocerca serialis cubense, 999 nucleotides long. Its product is annotated as peripheral plasma membrane protein CASK-like. The record is from RefSeq and is a predicted model, not a curated record. NCBI's taxonomy places the organism in Eukaryota, Metazoa, Arthropoda, Insecta, Orthoptera, Acrididae. Gene Ontology annotation, biological process: regulation of neurotransmitter secretion. The transcript has a single exon. Gene Ontology annotation, cellular component: plasma membrane; cell-cell junction. The annotation marks the transcript as partial. Gene Ontology annotation, molecular function: signaling receptor binding.
AUGGCGGAGGCGCUGCUACAGGCGCACGACGUGGUGGCGCACGAGGUGUACGGGGAGGACGCGCUGCGCGUCACGCCGCCGCCGCUGCUGCCCUAUCUCAACGGCGGCGACGACCUGGACGGCCCCAAUGGCGACAUCGACAUGGAGAACGUGACGCGCGUCCGGCUCGUCCAGUUCCAGAAGAAUACGGACGAGCCCAUGGGUAUAACGCUGAAGAUGAAUGAAGAGGGAAAGUGUAUCGUGGCUCGUAUUAUGCAUGGAGGCAUGAUACACCGACAGGCCACUCUUCACGUAGGCGAUGAAAUCAGAGAAAUCAACGGAAUUCCUGUUGCCAACCAGUCGGUCAACGCCUUACAGAAGAUACUGAGAGAAGCACGAGGAUCAGUCACCUUCAAAAUUGUUCCAUCAUACAGGAGUGCUCCACCGCCCUGUGAGAUUUUUGUUCGUGCACAGUUUGAUUAUGACCCGUUGGAUGAUGACCUGAUACCUUGCGCACAGGCUGGUAUACCUUUCAAAACAGGAGACAUCCUGCAAAUAAUAAGCAAGGAUGAUCACAAUUGGUGGCAAGCAAGGAAAGACAAUGCUGCUGGCUCUGCUGGUCUUAUUCCUUCACCAGAACUCCAGGAAUGGAGAACGGCCUGCAUGGCGAUGGAAAAGAGUAAACAGGAACAAGUGAAUUGCUCAAUAUUUGGCCGCAAGAAAAAGCAAUACAAGGACAAAUACCUUGCCAAGCAUAAUGCAGUGUUUGACCAAUUAGAUUUGGUUACCUAUGAAGAAGUUGUUAAACUACCAUCAUUCCAGAGGAAGACGCUGGUUCUCUUAGGUGCACAUGGUGUUGGAAGAAGGCAUAUAAAAAAUACACUAAUAGCAAAAAACCCUGACAAAUAUGCAUACCCAAUUCCACAUACGACGAGGCCACCAAGAAAUGACGAAGAAAAUGGUAGAAAUUAUUACUUUGUGUCACAUGAUGAAAUGAUGGCAGACAUAGCAGCAAAUGAA